AUGGGGAAUACUGUAGGAUUAACACCUCUAGAAGUUUAAUAAAUAUCUUAAUGCACUAAUUUUGAUGAAAAAGAUGUGAGAAAGAUUUUUAGGAAAUAUUAAAAGCUAGAUAAAGUUAGUAAAGGAAAUGUUAACUACUUUGAUAUGUAGAGAUUACCAGAAAUAAGCUAGAACCCACUAGGAGAGAGAGUAGCAAAAUCAUUGUCACAUUCUUAAAUAAACCCAUCAGUAGAUUUCACAACAUUUAUAUCAAACUUAAAUACUUUCAAUAGCAACAACUAAGAAGCAAAGAUAAAAUUUUACUUUAAAGUGUAUGAUACUGAUGAAGAUGGAGUAAUAAGCAAACAAGAUGUAGAAAAUGUAUUUAGCCUUCUUGUAAAUAAUGAAAUAAAAAAGUUUUAGCUCAAAGAUAUAAUUGACACUCUAUUUUCUUAAUACAAGCUUAAAAAUGAAAACUAUUUUGAUUAUUAAGAAUUUAAAAGCCUCGUAUUACAAAUGUAAGAAUAAAUGUGA
Molecule: messenger RNA, 513 nt
Organism: Tetrahymena thermophila SB210
Lineage: Eukaryota; Ciliophora; Oligohymenophorea; Hymenostomatida; Tetrahymenidae
Product: calcineurin regulatory subunit B, putative
Exons: 6
Molecular function (GO): calcium ion binding; calcium-dependent protein serine/threonine phosphatase regulator activity
Source: RefSeq, a predicted model, not a curated record